Poecile atricapillus (Black-capped chickadee) is the source of this 12426-nucleotide messenger RNA. It is a transcript of the gene CARF, whose product is annotated as calcium responsive transcription factor. The transcript is spliced from 18 exons. The record is from RefSeq and is a predicted model, not a curated record. Gene Ontology annotation, biological process: regulation of transcription by RNA polymerase II. Gene Ontology annotation, molecular function: RNA polymerase II cis-regulatory region sequence-specific DNA binding; DNA-binding transcription factor activity, RNA polymerase II-specific. Gene Ontology annotation, cellular component: nucleus. The coding region runs from base 582 to 2678 and encodes 698 amino acids. Lineage: Eukaryota; Metazoa; Chordata; Aves; Passeriformes; Paridae.
GCGGGGCUGCGGGAGCCGAGCCCAGGUGGAGUAACGCGCCUCCGGCAUCUCUCCCCGGGCCGCCGCGACGGGGCCCCGGCCGGCGCCUUCCGCCGCCCCCGCCGCGGGGCUGUGGUGCCGAGGGGUGUGACGGGCGCGGGCUGAGGGGCUGAGGCGCCCUCCGCGCUCCUCAGGGCUGGGGCGCGGGGGACGCGUUCCGGGGUCCCUGUCAGGGGCGGGAGCGGCUCCCGCGGCCGGGCUGUGCCCGGGCUGUGCCCGGCCGGGGCAGUGCCCAGUGUGGCACCCAGGGUCGCUGGAGCGGUGGGCUGUGCUUGGAGUCACUCGGGUUGUGUUUCUCUGCAUGUCAAGCGACACACCCACAAUAAAGUGCCUGCUAAGCCCAGCGCGCGGUGGACUUAAAAAGAAGCUGUCACCUUGUAAUGGAAGAAGGUGGAGCUGACCAUGAUAUUGCUAUGGAAGGAUCUAAUGAUUUGUUCAUAGGCAGCUGUAAUGGUACAGGAGAGUCAGAACCAAAUUAUCAGGUUUUUCAGAAGUUGCUAUUCAAAGUACAUUUUACUGUUUUUCCUCUGUGAAAGCAACUAAUGUGCAUGGAUUCCAGGGAUCCAUUGUUUGGCCAGAGCGACUCUCCCCCAGCCCUGCCCAUCACAGUCCCCCUCUCGGGCAGUCCUCCAGCAUCGGCUGUACCAGCGCGGCCGCCCCAGCCACACUCCCACUCUGCAGAGGAAUUGCACCUGGCAGAGCAGCCCAGGCAGCCCCUGUGUGAGCUGCAGCCCCUGGGAGGGCCCAGUGCACCCAUGAUGAUUGUUGCCAGCCAAUCAGAAAAUGGACAGGUGCUGCAUGUCAUUCCUUCUACCCAGCCAGGAGUGACCCAAGUGAUUAUUCCUCCAGGUCAGCUUCUGGAUGUGACCAGCACUCAGGAUAUUUCAGAAGAAAAGCGUAGUGAUGGGAACCUGCAGACUGUGGUGGUGGCUUCUCUAGCAGACAGUGCAAGCAGUUACAUUCUACAUCCACAGGCAUCUCUCACCAUAUCGAAAAAAGCAACCACCAGGGUAGUGGAAGACUCUUUUCCUGUCCCUCUUCAGCCAUUGCCACUAAAUACGCCUGCAUGGGCACGUCGUCUCAGGAACUGUGAGAGAAUUGGGGACUCGUACCGCGGCUAUUGUGUGAGCGAGACAGAGUUAGAGAGCAUUCUCACGCUACACAAGCAGCAAACACAGAGUGUGUGGGGGACGCGCCAGUCUCCAAGCCCAGCCAAACCCGCCACACGGUUGAUGUGGAAAUCUCAGUAUGUCCCAUAUGAUGGGAUUCCCUUUGUCAAUGCAGGAAGCAGAGCCAUUGUAAUGGAGUGCCAGUAUGGGCCGAGGAGGAAAGGAUUUCAGCCCAAAAAAUCUGGUGAGCAGGAAAGCACCUCUGGCCAGCUGUACAAAGCCACUUGUCCAGCAAGGAUCUAUAUUAAAAAGGUUCAAAAGUUUCCAGAAUACAGGGUUCCUACUGACCCUAAAAUUGACAAGAAAAUCAUAAGAAUGGAGCAGGAGAAAGCAUUCAACAUGUUGAAGAAGAACUUGAUAGAUGCUGGUGGUGUCCUCAGGUGGUAUGUACAGUUACCUACUCAGCAAGCCCACCAAUAUCAUGAAAUGGAAACUUCCUGCCUCCCUCCUUCACCAUCCCAUCUUUCUAUGUCUUCUCCUGAGGAGGAGGAGGAAGUCAUUAGAGAUGAGAACAGUACUCUGCCUUCUCGACUUCAUCCUCAAGUGGCAGACAAGAUCCGAGAACUGGUGUCUCAGGGAAUAGAGCAGGUCUAUGCAGUGAGGAAGCAACUAAGGAAGUAUGUGGAAAGAGAAUUGUUCACGCCUGAUGAAGUGCCAGAAAGACAUAACCUGUCCUUCUUCCCCACUGUGAAUGACAUCAAGAACCACAUUCAUGAAGUGCAGAAGUCCCUAAGAAAUGGAGAGAUGGUGUAUAAUUCAGAAAGUAUCCCAGCAACGCUGCAGUGGACCACAGACAGUGGGAAUGUCCUCACAGAAACAGUGACUGUUGCGUUUGCUUCACCACCUUCAGAUGGGAUCUCAGGAGUGGAGUCAGUCAUCACCAAAGCAGAAUCCAACCAGAGUGGGGAGUCCUUGAUACCUGAAACAGCUCAGCUGUUGUCUUCACUCUCUUCACUUCAGCCCAAGAUAUUUGCACAACUUCAGGGAUUACAGCUGCAGUCAACAUUUACCUCGACAAAUGGACCAACAGCCCUGCUAGCUGUAAAUAACCAUUCCCCUCCCAGCCCUUCGAGUCUCCUGGAUUCCCUGGGGAGUGCAAUAAGCAGCCAUUCUCUAGCACUCAGUCAGAGCCACAGUCUGCAAGCAGGUGCUGGCCUAACACAGGACAGUGCUGCUGCGCCUGCUUUUGGGGCUCUGCCUGGCCCUGAUCAGAGUCUGGUUGCCAUGGGCCAGCUGGGACCAGCUGAAGGGGUGGAUGACUCCAGAAGCCUAGAAGGAGGAGAGCAUCAGAUUCUCUUGGGAGAUGUACAGACUAUUCCAGUACGUCUUGUGGACAGCCAGCCAGCACUUACUGAAGAAAAUACAGAGGGUGUUGUUACCUGUGUGAGCCAAGUUAAACAAGAACCGAGAGAAAAAGCAUUGUCUAUGGAGACAGAUAAAAUCAGAGACUGCCACAGUUCUUCACCAUAGUUCUUCACCUGAAGCCUGGAAGGAUUUUUCAAAUUGGAGAACUCUAAAUGUCUUGGAAGGAAAGGCAGGUGCUCUCAAAGUACUGCCAUUCUUUUUUAAUUGUAUUAUGACAUUCGGACUAAGCGUAUUUUAGAGUAGUUAUGACAGAAAGCUGUUUUGGUUUGACUGAUGUGGCUCACUGCCAACUCCAGGUCAUUCAGUUGCCCCAUGGAACACCACCUCUCUCUUCUGUUUCAAGUUUUGAGUAAUUUGGAUUCUAUCCAAAUGGCCUAUUUUGUUCAUUGUUUCUGAAGGUCUUCCACAAUUUAAUUCCUUAGCUUUAGAAUGUGGAUCACAAUGCUGGGUUUGCAUUUUCUCCUUGAGACCCUUGACUCUUAUUGCACUACAGAGACCAUAGAAUCUGUCAGCUCCAAGAUCACAGAAUCCAACAGCAAAGCGAUCAGUAUGACAAUGGUUUUGUGAGAAAAGGAAGGUCCAGGUUGCUAAACUUCAAAGUGAUAAAGGACAUGGAUGCUUAAGAAAAUGCAGCUUUGACCUGAUCAUAAUGUUAAUGGUGUGAAGAUCAAGGAGAGGAGAAAGGUGAGGUUGCCAGGUGAACAUAAAGUUGUAUGAUAAAGCAAAGUGUAUGAAUUGUAAUGGUGAAUUUUUUUGACUUUGACAUCUUUGAACUUAAGUUCUGGCUUUGUAAUGAGGUUCAUUGAUGCAUGCAGCCUUCCUUUGCAGUGCUGCUGUAUUUGCAGUUGGUCCUAACAACUAAAUGCAGGAGUCUUUCUCAUGGAAAAUGAUUGAUGCUGCCAUUUCAGCUUAUCUACCUCUUGCUUUGUGCACUUAAAGCUAUCAGCUCAGACAAAUGUGAUUUAACCUGCUGCUGUUUGUGAUGUAGGGCUUGUGGAUACAUUCCUAACAAAGAGAAGCCCAAGAAAACAAAGGAAGUAAUCAAAGCAAUGUCCAAGUAUUCUUCACCUCAACAUUCAGAAAACAAACUCAUCUUUCUCAAAAGUGACAUAUUCUAAGACUUAAGUGGUCCAUACAAUUAAAAUAAUUACCUGGAUUCUUUAGAAAAUUGAAUGUGUUAAAAAUUAUUGUUUAGUAAUAUUUGAGUUAAAGCCAUAGUAAGUGACAAGCACUGAGCUGUGUAAUCUGUGACAGCUGUUUCCUUAAGAAAAAAAAAUCAUACCUGCAAUAACUUGGAAUCAUUUUAAAGCUGUAAAUGAAAUGAAACUGAUGCCAACAUAGAUAUCAAGUUAAGAAAUUGCAUUUUUUGCAAUUCAGAUGUUGAAUUCGUAUAGCAAAAUUCAGAGUAGUUUGUAUACAGCAACAGGAGCCUUUCUGUUAUUAGUUCCUACUAAGUAGUUGAGAACUUGAUCAUAAAAUAGGGGUUUUUUUCUGCAUGCUGUGGAAGAAUUCAGUGUGAGGACUUUUCUCUUUUUUGGACUUGAAAACAAACAAAGAACCCCAGAAAAACUAUUUCAUUUAUGUAGAGAAAAAAGUGUUGUGAAUAUUAAAUGAACCAAAAUAUUGACAUUUUAAAAUUGUUACUUUACCUUACAUUCAAGCAUUCACAAACAUCUUCUAAACAAUGGCCAUUUAAUUUUAUUUUUUUUUAAUUUUCUUUUGAGUAUUUAAAGCUAAAACUUUUGAAAGCCUUACAUUGAACUUGUGUUCCAAAUGCCUUUAUGUGCAAAAUCUGUUAGGUGCUAUAUCAUAGUCUUAAUAUAUAUUAACUUCUCUGAAGUUAACUAGCAUUGUAAACAUUAUUUGUUUAAAGCUAAUUUUUAUGGGUUAAGUCCCAUUAGAAUUUUCCAACAGGAUCAUGCUCUUAUUAAAUAAGAGCAGUAUUUUAUGAUGCAAAUGCAUUUUAAAAUCUCCAGUUUUUUGGAGCCUCUCAUAUUUAGUGUCUACACUGACUUGUUUUAUGGUAUGCUAUACUUAUUUCUGGCUAGGAAGAAUCCCCCAAGAUUUGCCUGUGGGGUAUUUUAUUUAGUUGGGUUUUUUUGUUUUGUUUGUUGUUGGUUUUUUGGUAGGUUGUUUUGCUAAUUGUCAAAGUAUCUCCCAAAUAGAUGUUCUCUGCUGCAGUCUUAGUUCUGGAGCACCCAGCCAGCAGUCCUCUUCUCUUUUCCAACUCAAAAACUGCAUACCAGAAUUGGUACCUCCUUCCAUGCUUCUGUAUUCAAUAAUCCAUCACCAUCAGUUUUUCUUAAAAUAAUGCAUUCCAAACCAUAUUCUCUUUCCCUUUCUCUUUUUUUUGAGAAUUUUUCCUCAUUUUUGAGAAUGCUUCUUUUCAAAAGAAUAAAUUACAGCUAAAGAUCACCAGCAAGAGGUUAUUUCCAUUUUAGUUCUCUUCAAAGCAGACAAUACAUUUGUGAUUGAAAUAAAAGCUUAAAGAAAGAUUAUUUCCAUUUCCAUCAGCUCUUGCUUAGUUCCCUCAUUAACAGUUCUGGUUUUAACAUGGUUCUUUCCACCAUGAGCUAUAGUCUCAUCCUGUGCUGCACGGUAUUUCUGACAGUGUUUCUGGUUUUGACCUAGUGCUCACAACUGGAGGAAACACUCUUUUAGUCCAUCUUGAAUUGCAGGCUCUGAAAUGAAUUUUAUAUUCUAUCCUGAUUUGCAUGGUAUUCUGAAAACAACAGAAGUAAAAGUUGGAAAAAUUUUAAAGAAGCAAUAAAGAAUUAGUUGUUUUUAAAAGCUGAGGAUUAGACUUGCAAUUCUGUUUAUUGGAAAAUUUAUUUUAAAUUAUUCUUCACUCAAUACUCACAUUUUUGUCUUCAGUUUUCUUCAUUUUCACAGAAUUUAAUUUCUUUGUCUUCCAAAUAUAUAAUUCAGCUUAUUACUGUUAUUUUUUUUAAUGUAAUAUAAUCUUUCUUUUUCAAAGUAUGUGUUUUACAUUUGUUUUGUGCAUAUUGCUAAAGAAGGAACAUGAAUUCGUCUCCAUGUCCAGUCUCUAUAUUUGAUUUAAUGCCUUUGUUCACUAAUAGCCACCUACAUUUUAUAGAGAAGACUGUUAAGUAUCUGAAAAUAAACAAAGUAAAUGCUGCCAUGUUCAAUGGUUAAAAUAGUUUAAAUAGAAUACUUAAGGCUGAUUUUUCAGAGUAAUCUGUGUAGCUUGAUGCAAAGUAGUUGGUUAUUAUUUUGUGUUGGAAUUGUAGAUGUUUUUCUGAUGUUUGCUUUGUUUUCUUGUGGUUGUUGUGUGCAAGCACUUACUUUGCAAACCUAGAAUUCUUGGCCUUCAACUGUAGUGUAAAUGAACAACUGAUUUUCCAGUUAUCCUUGUUGAUUGUCUGUAAGAGUGAUUGGUUGCUUUACAAGAAGAGAUGUGCUUCUGUAUGUGCAUGCAAAAAUAACCUUUUGGUAAAAUGUAGAGAAGGUGUAAAAAGGUGUACAUCCAUAGCUCUUCUUCAAGGCUGGAGGCCUCUUGGAUGGAAACCAGUACUGGAAAUGAGUGCUUUUUAUUGGUACAAAAUUAUUGCAGUUUCUACAAAAUUUAGAGGCACAAAUGUCUGUAUAUAUAUGUGUGUAUAUAUAUUUUUUUUCUAUAGUAACUUACUGUAUAAUAUUCCUAUUCAAAUGUAAACUACUUGUUCUUUUAAAGUAAUGGCCUAUUUUGUGGCUAUGGGGGCUCAUGGGGAGAAAUGCAAGAGCUCUUUCAGGGCAGUGGAUAUUAGAGAUGAUGGACCACAAGUAGGAGAGCUCCAGGGAGACUAGGUGGAAGAAGUUCCUGAAAAGCAAGGAUCCUGCUUGGAGGACUGAUGGGAGCUGUGCUUGGAGGGCUCUGGGGCUGAGAGCCCAAAGGCUCAGUGCAGUUCCUGAUUCUGUCCAUAGUCCUCUCUAUGCCAGUAGUGGAUAGUGUGAGUUCGUGGUAGGAAUUUAAAGGUAUGGGAAAAAAGGGAAUCCUGCCCUGCCCUUAAAAACAGAGAAGCUGCUGGAAUUUUGGUGAGCACCAGAGUCGGGUAAAUGACUCCCCAUAGUCUGAGAUGCCCAUUCUUAGCUUCUAAUAUGAAGAAGAAGCUCCUCUUGGAGCUUCAGCCCAGGGAUGUAGACUCUUUUUCUUUACCUGUUAUCAAGGAAAGCAAACAUUUUCUUCCCAACUGAACUAACCUGCUGCUUUCCUCAUCCCACUGACUGCAGUUCAGUAUCUGCCCAAAUGUCUCUCCAUACUUAUUAAGGCUUCCACAGAAAUCCCAUGCCCUCAGGCCCUCCAGUUCUCACUCUUUCACUGUUGGACUGUUGAAGGAGCUGCUGAGUUCACUGCACAGGUAAACACUGGUGAGCUUUGCCCCAUCAGUUUUUCUCCCUCCUUCCCCAUGAUCAUAAGUACAUAUGUUCCUUUAAAUUGCAUUAAGUUUUUUUUCUUGCUUGCUUAAGGGUUUAUCAUCAUUACUGGGAUGCAUAUGAGGGAGCACCAUUUCACAGACCAUUUACAUUCACAGCAACUGAGCAACUGAAAAUAUUUGAUAAAAUAGGGAGGAAAGAAUGGUUUCUGCCAGCUGUUAGGGCUGGCCUCUUUCAUACCACUUGAAUUGAUGAUUCUGGCUGUGGAUAGUAGCUGCCCGUUGUCUGUCUGUUGGCAAAAAUGCAAUUUUCUCCCUUAAGCCUAUUCAAGCACAUACGUUCUCAGAUGUUUAGGUAGGAAGAAUCUGUUCCAUUAGGGAUAGCAAGUGUGAUAUAGCUGAGCAUGGUGCUGGGAAAAGUUACUGUUCUUUAUGGGUCUCUGAUGAGAAAAUCAUCUUUGAUCUGCAUUGCCUUUCUGAACAAAGCUUUUGUAGGAAUAGACUUCAGAUCCUGUCCCAUCAGUAACAAUUAUCUUCUCCCAGCAACAGUGCACAACAUUAAUAAAUGAAACAAGCCCUGUGUAAAACAGGUGGUGUUGAUUUUUUUAGGUCAGAAGCUAUCCAGUUGGUCUACCCAACAACAGCAGCUAAGGUAUGAUUUGAGGAGGAAAUAACAGGAGUACAUGUGCAUGCAUUUUUUUUCCAAUACAAGCUCUUACAUCUGAGUAUCCCAUUCCAUUUCUGGUGCACAUGGCAAAUGACGUGAAGGGAUUUGAAGUGUUUUCUGGAGAGUCUUCAAAGGAGUGAUCAGAGAUAGUACUGCUGUAUCAUACAAACUACUAAUACAUGUUUGUCAACUAGGACCCCAUUCUGUUCUUGUACAGAAGGGGUUUUAAAAGCAUGGGAAGCUUUACAAGGACAAGUACUGAGUGUCCUUAUCCUAAGGAGUCUUCUCUGGACAGGAAAAUAGGAGCUGUGGGAGUAAUUCUCAUCAGUAGUCUGUUGGCCUCUGAUAGAUAGAGGAAGCCUUGCAAAAAGCAUGUAUAUGACAGCCCCUUAUUGCAAAUUACCUUUGGAUACUUAAUAGUUGUAAAAUACAUAUGGUACAUACAUAGAUGUAUGUAUCUUAAAAUAAAAUGGAGACAUGACUAUAGUUGUUUGCACAUAAUUCUUUAAUACCAUUUUAAUUACACUUAUCUGUGGUUAAAUGAUGCAGAUAUUUUAGGGCACAUGUAAUCAGAUCUUUUAAUGUGGAUAAUUGGAAUUCAUGUUUUUACUACAGCCAUCCUUUGCUCUCUGCAGCGCAGCUCGGUCAUUUGGCAUGUACUGGCUUCUGUUAAUGACAUUCUGCCUGUUUAAACAAGAGCAUACUGUUCUAAGCAAAUUAAAUUUCUCACUCUUCCUGAUCUUUUUUCUAAUAAGGAUUGAUAAGGCUCAUCAUGAAAAUCUGUUUGUGGUAUAGUGCUUUCAUAAGAAUUGAUUUCUGGAAGGAGCUAGAUACUGUUGGAUCUGUCCAUUUGGACAUUUGUCUAGUGUACUUGGAUUUCUAUAGCAGGACAGUGUCAAUACAGCAUAAGCUGCCACUAAAAUACUGUAAAAAUUGCAACUCCCUCCCUUGGUCAAAUGUUGACAGCUCAGUGGCUCCAGGAAAGAUCAUAGGAAUACUUAGGCUCUUUGGAGAACAGUUUCUGUCUGUAGAUACUAUUUAAAACAUAAUUAGGUUUGGCAAUCAAAUGGCAGUAGGAGAGCCAGAAACAGAGGUGUGUGUUGUCAGGUCAGUGAGAGCGGAAGAAGUUCAGUCCCAGUGUCCUUGUGCCAGACUAACAUUCUCUGUGCUAGUCCUGAAAGCACCCUUGAGAAACAGUGAUUGUCUGUGUGCUGACAUAGCUGUUCUUUCUGCUUGUCCACUCAAGAAUUUCUACAAGCCUUCAAGGGACGUGGAGAGCAUGAAAGUGUGUAAGAUCUUAUGAGAGGACCUGCUGGAAUGAAACAGAGGAGGUUAAAGUUUGAUGAUGUGACUUCUAUAUAAUGCACUUUCUUUGGUGGGAGGAAGAGGAUUUUCCAAUAGAGAAUAAAAAACAUGAAGCAUUUCAAACUACCCCUCAAAACCACCAUGCUCAGAGCCUGAAAGGAUCACUUACCUCUGAGAGCACUCCAGAUAACUGUCAAGAAGCCAGAGCAGAGAACAGAAGAGGAAAAGAAGUUUGCAAAAAGCUGCUUGCAGGAGAUAGAAAGCUCUCAAACUUACAGCUGAAGACUGCAAUUUCUUAUGGCUGAAAUGGCUCACUUUAGAUGUGUACUAGUUGUCUUCUGAAUGUAAACUGGUCUGAUAACUCCAUGUUUUUGGCUGUUGACAAAGCUGUUAUUGCAUCUGAGGUGUUCUGUACAUCGGAGAUGGAGGAAGUGCGAACCUUCUUGACCUUGUUUCUACUGAGAACAGAUGAUCUGUGGAAAGAGGGCUUUACCAGUUUAAAAUCAAUAUCCUCACAAUAAUUUGGUGCGUGUACAUGUUUUUCAUGUCAGGUGCUAGUGCAUGUCUAACUUUGUACAUAAUAGAAGCCAUAAAAUUACCUCUCACUGGCCUAGCCAUAUUUUUUAUCGUCUCCUACCACUGUACUCAUUGUUUUUUGAGAGUGGGGCAAUCGUUUUAACAUAUAUGUUGUGAUUUUCUACUUUUCUGCCUUUCUCCUGUUGCCUCUUUCUCAUACCCAGAGCAGCACAGAAACAAAUUUCUCACUUUAAAAAAACUUCUCCAUCCUCAGUUUCCUAUGUUUUGGGGUUUUCUCUUUGCUUUAUUGUGCUGGACUUUGAUUUCUUACAUGACUGAAAUGUAAAAUAUCAUUGCAUUUUGCUUAAGGAGUGGGAAAUACUGGGGUGGGCUACUUCACUCCAGAAGUCCUCAGAGGAAUUACCUACCACAGGUUCUGCUCCUGCACCUGCAUCUCCACACAGGCCAGCACAAGCACAGAACUGUGCUGAUGCCCUUUGUGUACCAGCCUGUUAUCAGUACAAAGUUAUUGCUGUGAAUCCAGAUCAGUCUGUAGGUCUGCCCCACUGUGUCCCCACAAAUGACUCUUUGGGCACAACUUGAAAGAGAGCACAGGAGACAGCCAGAAAGUUCUUAAUGUUCAUCUUUUAGUUUGUGGUUCUGUAUUGAGUUCAGGUGCUCUGGUGUGGGUGGUCCUGUGCAGGACGCAGCUGGUUCCAGACAGCUCAGCAACAGCCCCGCCAUGGGACACAGCUGAGCACAUUGGUGAAGCUGGGGCACCUCUGUGGCAGUGUCUGUAAGAAAGGGCAAAAUGCUGCAUGGCAGAGAGGAGUGAGGAAGAAGGUGAAACGGUUCUCUGAGCACCCAAGCCAGAGAAGAAGAAGAAGGAGGAAUUGCUUCUGGUGCUGGAAAUUAAGACCACAGAGGAUCACAUGUCAGAGUAGGUGCAGAUUUUUUUGAAGGAACUGCAGUCUGUGGAGAGGAGCCAUGCCAGAACAGGCUUCUGCUGAAGGACUGCAGCCUGUGGAGAGAGCCCAUGAUGGAGUGACAGAAAUCAGCUGUUACAGACUGACUGCAACACCCAUGUUCCACUUUGCCCUGUGCUACCUUGGACAAGGGGAGACAGAGAAGUUGGGGGUUCAAAGUGUGAAAGAGGGCAACAGAAUGGAAUGUGCUGUUUUAAUUUGCUUUUGUUUCUUAGUGAUUUAAUCUAUUUUAAUUGGCAAUAAAUUAAAUUAGCUUUCCUCAUAUUGAUUCAAAUAUUGAAAUUUACAUCUGGAUGUCAGUUAUGGUAGAAAAUCCUGAUUUCUGUUUGAUCACUGCAAGUCAUUAUUGCCUUUAAUUUUUAAGUAAUCAAAUUUUAAUUUUUAAGGAUUCAUUCUGUGUGAAGAAAGUAGUGUACCUUGUCUGAAUCAGGAAUUACAUUUCUGGAUGUAUUCUGGUUAGGCCUUUCAAGUUCAGCGUACUCACCUCUUCACUAGAGUAGAUCUCAUUGGUGAAUUAUCUCAGGAACAUGUCUAAUCCGUUACAUUUCAGCUGGAAAAGAAUACCAGCCAUAUUUUUACAGGUUUGAGCAUGGGAGAGUUGUUCUGAGGAGACGAUGCUGCAGUAUUAUUUACUUUGGUAAAGCUGUUCUUACAGGUGUUAAUGGUGUGGCAUCUUCCCAGUGUUAUGUCUAGCAGUGCUUCAGAAUGGGGCAAAGUUUGUGGUGAGUGGCAUCUUCAGUGAAAGUGCUGUUAACUUUGGGCAAAGAAAUAAGCAGAGUUUGGGAAUGGGAUUUAUGCUCUUGUGCUUUUCAGAGAUUAUUUAGGAAAAUAAUAAAAGUAAUAAGAAUAAUAAGUAAUAGUAAAGUAAUAAGUAAAAUAAUAAGUAGUAAGAAUAAGAAGGGAACUUCCUUUAGAGGAUAAGUUUUAUAUGUAUGUUCUUACACCACCUUUGGAAAAUAUCUGGCACUGGACACCAAGGGUAUCUAGGCAGGGUACUAGGUGACAUGACACACUUACUGGUUUAUAAUGGGAGCACUGAAAUACAAACUUGAUGGAUAGCUUCCUAACAUUAGCUAAAUUAAUCUUCAUUUUUUUGUCCUCUCUCUUCACAUUUCACUAUAAAGGGAAGAGUCUCUGUUAAAGGGAACAUGGUGAAUUGUUAUCUGUCCAUAAAACUGUUUGUAAACAGUUGGAUGAAAAGGACUUCUUUGAUAAUGAAUUAGAUGAGCUUUGGAAAAAAUUGCACUGUCACUGUAACUUCAAGUAUUUUCUUCCAAAGAUAUUGCUCACUAUUGAUUAUUGUCUUACUGUUUAUUUGCUGUAUAAUUUAUUUGUUAAGCUUUUCUGGCCAUGUCAGGGCCAUAGAAGUAAUACAUAUGGCAGUUCUCUUUUCCUUUGAAGUUUUAUAAAAGGGGAAAGAAUUCUUCAUUUUGCAUUUAGGCUCCAGCUGCUCUGGAAAAGUCCAUGAUUAUCUGUGUUCCAUAGCUACCAAACAAUACCAAAAAGUAUUCCAUAAACUUGUGAUUUUUCCUUGGAUCAGGCAAAGUGAGUUUGACAUCUUUAGGAAAAAAAAGGCAGACUACACUAGAACCAAAUUUAGCAUUAUCAGGAGCUGUGACCUAGGGUUCAUCAGUUGCAAUUGUAAAAAGAUUGAUGUUUUCAUAGUGUUUCAAAUGUUUUCAUUAAUCUAAUUUAAUCUGUGAACAGAAGUAUCUUCAUUCCUCUUAUUUCAGACUUCUGAACUCCUUUGCAAAAUGAGAGAUCGCUAGUGAGAUUAGCUAAUAACUGCAAAAAUGGAAAAGUUUCACUGAGAACAGGUGUGGUAACAAUGUACCAUAAAGUCAGCCAGCAUAAUUAACAUUAGUAAGGUAAGAUCUUUCCAGAGGGUAACUACAGGCUAAUACUUUUGGUGGGACACUGAUGUUUAUUCUGGUCUUGCUAACAAAAAUAAUGUUUAUGAGCCAUUGCAGAAAGAACUGGGAAAUAAAGCACUUUGUAAAAUGCCA